Colletotrichum costaricense is the source of this 222-nucleotide messenger RNA. RefSeq lists its product as uncharacterized. The coding region runs from base 1 to 222 and encodes 73 amino acids. The transcript has a single exon. NCBI's taxonomy places the organism in Eukaryota, Fungi, Ascomycota, Sordariomycetes, Glomerellales, Glomerellaceae. The record is from RefSeq and is a predicted model, not a curated record.
AUGAUCGCGAUUCACAACAAGCACCGACAAAGACCACCUCUAGGCUCUAGCAAGAUCUGCAAACUGCAAAGUCCUCAACGCCCAGCCUCCUCUUUCUUCUCCUCCUCGAAACAUCCCCUGCGCUUCACGUUGCCUCCUCAUAGUCUUCACCGUUUCUUGCUUGGCCUUGCCUCGCCUCGCCUCGCGUUACCGCACCUCACCCUACCUUACCGCCGUACCUGA